AUGAUUUGGCCUUCUAAUUUACCGGUGAUUGCAUUCUUACGUACAAUUCAUGAAGAAGAACAAUCAACAAGUGUUCGAUGGCUAAAAUUGUCUCGUAUGAAAUUUCUUUUAUUGGCCACCAUUUUUCAAGCGUUCUAUUAUUGGCUCCCUGGUUAUAUUAUACCUGUAUUAGCGGCAUUUUCUUGGAUGUGCAUGAUUAAUCCAAAGAAUAUUAUUCUUGCUCAACUAACUGGUUAUAAUGGACUUGGCAUGGGUUCAUUGGUAUUCGAUUGGAAUAGACUUACACAAGAUAUUGGUUCACCGAUUUUAGUUCCACGCUGGGCUCUAAUAAACGUUCUUGUUGGAUUUGUUUGCUUUAUUUGGAUUCUUCUUCCUAUUACUUAUUUUGCAGAUUUGUUUAAUUUUAAAAGGGUGCCAAUCGGGAUUACUUGGUGGUACUAUACGACAGAUGGAAAUUUUUUGACAGACAAUGUUAGCCAAUUUUCUAAUAGGACAUAUAUGGAAACGCAAAAACCAGUUAUUCUCGGUUGUGCACCAGCAAUAACAGAAUACCUUACGCUGAUGGCAUUAACUUCGCUUGCUGUUCACACAGUGCUAUAUCACGGAAAAGAUAUAAUUCAAUAUCUUCAAACAUCAUUAGAAAAACGUGAAAAUGAUAUACAUUGUACAUUGAUGGCAAGAUAUCCUGAGGCACCUGAACGGUGGCACAUUGUUGUAUUUUUGGUUGCAUUUAUCUUAGCUAUUAUUGCUUGUAAAUUUGGACAUUUCAUGCCGUGGUAUUAUUUAUUUAUGGCUGUUCCAUUGGUGUUUAUAUGUGUAUUACCCGUUGGUAUUGUGGAAGCAAUAACAACCAUAGAGAUUCUUCCAUUUUUUGUUGCAAGAACGAUAGCGGCGGAAAUUUUUGUAGGCGACGCAAUUGGUCUAAUAUCAUUUAUGGUUUAUGCUUAUGAAAUGUGA
Molecule: messenger RNA, 957 nt
Organism: Didymodactylos carnosus
Lineage: Eukaryota; Metazoa; Rotifera; Eurotatoria; Philodinida; Philodinidae
Source: the annotation of a GenBank genome assembly